AUGUCCGUCACAGAAUCUCGAAGGCCAAGAAGGGUGGCCCGGGGUGGCUUUUGGGACACCGCCAAAAAUACUUACAGUGCAGAAACCCAGCAAUUAUUAAAAGAAAUGAUGCAAGAAUCAAAAUUAACAUCUCUCCAACAACGAAGACUGAAAGAAACGAUGCAAAAUGGAGAUUCUUUGCCAUUGCAAUGUGCACCAAACUGUGGACAAUUUGAAAAGCAGGAUUUUAAUUUGGCGUCCAAACAAGCAUCAAAAAAAGUCCUGAAUGUCAGUUUAUUAGACGGAGGAAAGAGAACAAAGGACACCAUAGAAGCGAUGGGUGCCUAUGAUCAACCAACAUACAGACCUCACCCUGGCAAGUGUUACUAUGAAAAAGAAAAGCAGAAGUUGGCCAACAUUAUGACGUACGGCAAAGAUAUGCAAAAAUGGCAACGGCAAGAACCAAAGCCCAAGCCAAAGGAACCCGAAGAAAUUGAUCGCUUUGAAGAAUUACAAAAUGAAAUUGAGGAGCGGUAUGUGUUUCUACAAGAAAUGGAGUCUUUGGGGAGAGGAAAAAAAUACAAAGCAAUGAUACAGACAGAAAUUUCACAGAGAAUCCUUGAAAUGGAAAUGAUCGACAAAAAACGAACACUUGAAUUGGAAAAGUUACGUGCAGAAAAAGAGAAACUCCGAGUACAGGUGAAUUCUCCGAUUCCAGGAGAUUCAAAUGAAAGCUGA
Messenger RNA from Acanthosepion pharaonis, 717 nucleotides. NCBI's taxonomy places the organism in Eukaryota, Metazoa, Mollusca, Cephalopoda, Sepiida, Sepiidae. The record is from the annotation of a GenBank genome assembly.